AGCCACCAGUUGCAAGCUUCGCGGCUGUGAAAACGGUUGGACGGAGAGAGUCUGUUCGAGAUCAAUCAAGUAGAGAGAUCCUCGAAGAAAACUAUUGCUUUUGAAAAUAAAACACGUAAAUAAAUGAACUUUAUAAUUAAAUUAAAAAAAAACAUUUGAUUUAUCUCGUGUCGAAGAGUUAAUUUGCGAUCGAUUGAUCGAUUUAUCGUAAAGUUCAACCUUGCGAUUCGCGAGAAAAUUUUAAUCAUCGAUGCGAGCUAUAUGGUUGUGAUUUCUUUUUUUCCACGCUCUCUUCUCUAAUUUUUCUAACAAUUAAAUUAAUAAACAAGAAGCAGAUUAUAUAGAACUAAAAUAAAAUCGCAAACGAUUGUUUACUAUGUCUUUGAUGUCUUUGAUCUACACACCUGACGUUGAUGAAAGUUCGUAAAUUUAAAAUUUAAUUGGAUCCCUGGCCGAGUAAAUAUUUACACGCUUGUAUUGAUUUUUGCCGGCGAUCUAUUACGGAUCCGAUGUGCGCAAAAACGAAUUAGCGCGAAAUCGAGUUGCGCUUUUGGAUGUGAUAAAUUUGACGGAGAUCCAGAGUUUGCGGAAACACAUGUCGUAACGGAUAAGCAUGUCGCGAAGAAAGUGAAGUGCAUAAAAGAAGCAACUUCUCGCACCCGCCAAUGAUACUCGACUCGUAGGAGGAAGCCAAUUUGGAUCGAGGCCAAGUCUAAGAAAAUCUCGCCUGCAAAUAUGGAGGAAGAAGAGAAUCUCGGUGAUGCUAUGGACGACGAUGCUGGCAUUAAGGCACUUCAGGAACUUCGCGACAAAUACGAAGGGAAACUGACGGCGUCUCUUUACACUGGAACACUUUGCGUCGCCGCAAUUGCUUCACUAGUCGCUCUAGGUGCACUAUGCUUCACUAAUUAUCCCAAGCUGCUCCACGUCAAUCUUGUAUCUGUAUCAACAUUGACGACCAUGCUCAUCGUAUCCUUGACACUUUUAGUGAUCACGCAAUUAUCUUCCACUAUGACCUCCAAACGGUCCAGGAUUGUAAUAGGCUUAACAUCCUCCAUCACACUCGGCCUAGGAAUUCUAAUAUUAGAAGGUGUCCUGCCCUUGUUUGCCUGCAUUCUGUCAAUAAUCGCGAUUCUGCCUAAAAUGAGGUGGAAAAUACCGUUUAUCAUCGGCUGUAUCCUGGCUAUCGCGCAUGUUUCGAGAAGAUUUAGAUUUGAAGAUCUGUCCAACUAUUAUAAUGUAAUUCAGAUUGUUGUGGAGAUCGCGUUUCUUCUAGCUGCUAUCCUCGCAGGUAUGUACUAUAGGAUUUUGACGGCGACAGCGCAUCGAAAAACUUUCUCGGGCACGAAGACGGUAAUCGAAUCGCGAAUCAAGUUAGAAUGCGAGAGAGAGCAACAGGAACAAUUAUUGCUGAGCGUUAUUCCCGCCUACAUCGCGGCAGAGGUAAAAAGAAGUAUAAUGCUGAAAAUGGCGGAUGCUUGUCAGGAAGUUAAUAAGCAGCAUAAGCAAACCACGUUCCAAGAGAUGUAUGUACAGCGACAUAAUAACGUUAGUAUUCUCUAUGCGGAUAUCGUCAACUUUACACCUUUAUCGGAGCAGCUCUCAGCUUCCGAUCUUGUAAAGACUCUCAACGAACUCUUUGGAAGGUUUGAUCAAAUAGCACAGGACAAUCAAUGCAUGAGAAUCAAGAUUUUGGGCGAUUGUUACUAUUGUGUCUCCGGACUUCCUAUAUCCCGUCCGAAUCAUGCUUAUAAUUGCGUGAACAUGGGGCUACAAAUGAUUGAUGCUAUCAGGUUUGUACGCGAAGCCACCGGCUUCAAUGUCGACAUGAGGAUAGGGAUUCACACGGGGAACGUACUAUGCGGAGUUCUCGGACUGCGGAAAUGGCAAUUCGACGUAUGGAGCGACGAUGUGACUUUAGCAAAUCACAUGGAGAGCGGCGGUCUACCUGGGAGGGUUCAUAUAACGAAAGCUACUCUGUUACAACUGGGCGAUCGAUUUGAGGUCGAGCCAGGCAAUGGAGAAUCUCGAGAAAGUUAUCUCGCUCAACACAAAAUAGAAACUUUUUUUAUCGUACCAUCUAAGAAAAAUCGAGAGGAAAAUGGAAUCGAUAGCGGAAGUCGCAUAUAUGGACCUGGACCAAUACCUUCCAGAUCGAGGCCUAGUAGCAAAAUGACAAAAUAUGUGGAAUGUUGGGGUGCGGACAAGCCUUUCGCUAAUAUAGCGGAAGCAACAUUAGCGAAAAAUAUUGGUCUAACAAGUAUCGCAAUGAUCGAAUCGAAUCUAUUAGUGAACAAUGCCAGCUGCUUUGACAUGCAACAAUGGUGCGGUGGAAGCGAGGAAAUUUCGCCUUUUACUUAUUGGUUUAAAGACAAAGAUCAGGAGCAGCUUUAUCGAGAGCAGAGAGAUGAACAAUACCCUUGGUAUGUCGUGGCUUCCAACGUGAUUUACAUGAUCAUGUUCUGCAUCCAGAUUAUUUAUCUACCAAGAAGCAUUGCGGUUUAUGGUUGCUUUGCAGCUGGUUUAGCAUCCCUAAUUAUAUUUGCCGCAAUUUCGUGGUUUAACGGAAAAAUCGACACUAGCAAUGGCGAAGAAACAGAUCGAAUUGUACUUAGCCGUAGUAUCAGAAUAACGGUGUACUUAAUAACGGCUCUAUUGGCUGUCGCAUCAUCAGUCAUUAGUCUGAUCGAUGUCGAUCAGACUGCUAGACACAUCGUGCCACUGUACAUGUAUUCCUCGACAAUAGCAUUGAUGAUUGGUUGGACCCACUUGAGAGUUGGUUUCUUGUUAAAGCUGAAUGUAAUGCUUCUAUCCAUUGUUGUAAUACUCGUAAUCUUCUCUCAAGCACCAGUCAUUCAGCUGUAUUACGAGAAUCUUGAUACCAAGUUUUACGGCGUUCAUUAUCUAAUGCAAGUAGGAUUUCUACUGGCACUCAUCAGUCUCAUACUUCACAUUCUCGAUCGGCAAGUGGAAUAUACAUCCAGAACGGAUAUCCUGUGGAAAAGUAAGCUGAGAGUCGAACAAGAUGAGGUGGAGACCAUGAGAGGCAUUAAUAAAAUUCUCUUGGAGAACAUACUACCGGCUCACGUAGCCGAUCAUUUUUUAGCUACAAGGGCUACUCAAGAGCUCUAUCAUGAGAGAUACAGCAGUAUUGCUGUAAUGUUUGCAUCAAUUCCAAAUUAUAAGGAAUUUUAUGACGAGACCGAUAUAAACAAGCAAGGCCUUGAAUGUCUGCGUUUACUCAAUGAGAUCAUCUGCGAUUUCGACAAACUUUUACUCAAGCCCAAAUUCUCAGGGAUCGAGAAGAUCAAAACAAUAGGUAGUACUUACAUGCUAGCGUCUGGUCUAAGUCCGGGAAAGGAGGGCAAUGAUAACAAGGAUUUAUUAAAGCAACAAGAUCACAACGUAAUUGUACUCGUUGAGUUUGCCAUUGCGCUUAUGACGAUCUUGGAUCAAAUCAAUAGAGAUUCUUUCCAGAGAUUCAAAUUGAGAAUGGGCUUAAAUCAUGGCCCGGUGAUAGCAGGCGUCGUGGGUGCUCAGAAGCCGCAGUAUGAUAUUUGGGGAAAUACGGUAAACGUGGCUUCGAGAAUGGACAGUUGCGGUGAGAUGGGCAAGCUUCAAGUCACCGAAGACACUGCCAAGAUUCUCAUUGAUGCCGGGUACGAACUCAUUUGCCGAGGACCGACGUACGUGAAAGGCAAAGGAACUCUCAUUACGUACUUCGUGAAAACGCCCUUCGAUGACAAGGAGAAGAACUAUUAAAGUGGAUCAUAUAAAAUAAAUCGUUGAAACGUUCAAAUCAAAUUUAAUUGUUGCGAGAAGAAUCAAGAUUUUUUCUAUGGCACUUUGAUCUCCAUGAAUAAAUAUCAAAGUUGCAGAAUGUAGAGUUCUGCUUACACGCUCAUUUGAGCGUAUAUAAUAUAUGAAAAAGAUAUAAAAAACAAACAAUUUACAAAUUUUAACAAUCUGCCUCUCUAAAAAAGGUAUGUUAACUGAGUGAAUUCAGUUUGUAUCGAAAUAUUGAGGCCUCUUUUUCGCGAUGCUGAUUAGUUCUAUCAUUGCGCUUAUGCUUACUUCGUGAAUGGCUGUCAUUGUAUAUUUUGACAGUUAUGUGUAUCAAGAGGUUAAUAGUGUCCACUUUUAAAAAAGACUCGCUGUUAAAUCGAUACUCGCAAGUAUUCUUGCUUCUUUUUCUCAAUGUUGAUUGGCUAUUACGCUGUACAUUAUUUCAUAUUAAUAAAAAUCUGUCAUGGCUGCGUAUUUGACAAUUCAAAUAUUAUAUAUAAUUUUAAUUUAAUUGAUUUUGAAAAAACAGAUAAUACAUAUUAAUUAUACAUAUUAUUAUAUUACAUAUAACUAAUUUUAUAAUAGUUAUAUAUAUAUUUUAUAAUGGAUGAGUGCCCUACUGCAGACACUCGCGUGUCUUCUCGCGUGCUCUACUCGCGUGCCCUACUCGCAUGCCCUACUCGCGUGCCCUACUCGCGUGCCCUACUCGCGUGCCCUAAUAGAGUGCCCUAAUAUAAUGCACCGUAGACUUCCGUUGGACCAGUUGGACUUACCUAUCGUUGAUCCUGGCCAUAUUAAUUCUGGCUACGUCUAGCCAGAGAUGUAGCUUCGACCCUCUAUCAGAGAUCAAUGAAGGAAAAAAAUUCCUUCUGCCGGCUAAUUAUUGUCGCCGGGCAUAAUUUUACACGCGCAUAAUUUUAUGCUCAUUUAUGACAUGACAGUUUGUCAUACAUCGUUUCAACAAAUUGCAAAAUUUGAUAUAUGAAUAAUUUGACUCAAAGUCAAAUUAUCAAUCAAUUUUAAUAAUUGAUUGUGAAGUAAUA
Molecule: messenger RNA, 4829 nt
Organism: Cataglyphis hispanica
Lineage: Eukaryota; Metazoa; Arthropoda; Insecta; Hymenoptera; Formicidae
Gene: Adcy2
Product: adenylate cyclase type 2
Exons: 19
Coding region: 736-3762 (1008 amino acids)
Biological process (GO): intracellular signal transduction; adenylate cyclase-inhibiting G protein-coupled receptor signaling pathway; adenylate cyclase-activating G protein-coupled receptor signaling pathway
Cellular component (GO): plasma membrane
Molecular function (GO): adenylate cyclase activity
Source: RefSeq, a predicted model, not a curated record